Molecule: messenger RNA, 1123 nt
Organism: Myotis lucifugus (little brown bat)
Lineage: Eukaryota; Metazoa; Chordata; Mammalia; Chiroptera; Vespertilionidae
Product: gamma-glutamylaminecyclotransferase-like
Exons: 1
Coding region: 28-492 (154 amino acids)
Molecular function (GO): gamma-glutamylaminecyclotransferase activity
Source: RefSeq, a predicted model, not a curated record
CCCCGCGCUCUGCAGCAGGCCUGCCCGAUGGCCGACGUGUUCGUGUACGGGACCCUGAAGCGAGGCCAGCCCAACCACCAGGUCCUGCUGGACGCCACCCACGGCUGCGCCACCUUCCGGGGCCGGGGCCGCACGGUGCAGCCGUGCCCCUUGGUGAUCGCCGGGCAGCAUAACAUUCCGCGGCUGCUGAACCUGCCGGGGCGCGGCCACCGCGUGUCCGGGGAGAUCUACACUGUGGACGAGCGGAUGCUGCGCUUCCUCGACGAGUUCGAAGGCUGCCCCGACCUGUACCAGCGCGUGCGGGUGAGCGUCGGGGUGCUCGAGCGGGAGGGCGCCUCCGAGGAGCCCCCCGCCGCCGCCGAAAGGCGCCUGCAGUGCUUCGUGUACAUCACGGCCACCUACCCGCCCGCGUGGGCCCAGCUCCCGCACCUCGACAAUUACGACGCGCAGGGGGCGCACGGGCUCCCCUAUCAUCCACGGGAAAACAGAUAAAAGCCCAAGGAAGGCUCCCUAGCCAGGGGACACACAGAGCCCCGAGGAUAAGAUCAUCCCAGCGUGGUCUGCACGCACUGAAUGCAGAAGCCCAAUGAUGUCCUUGGAAACAAAUAUUUGUAAAACUCCAUCUGUGGGAAAAGAAAGACUUUCUUUUACUGUCAUCCAAUUUCCUAGAUAAUGUUGACAUACCAAUAACAAGAUUGUGCCCUUAAACCUAUCCAUCCCAUACUGCUUGAUUGCUUGCUGCUUAAAGAGCAUUCGGUUUUUUAAUGUACUGGGUAAGACAAAUUUAGGAUUUUAAUUCCCCUAGAUGGCAUUUCAGGAACUCAUAUGUUAUCAUACUUUUCUUGCUUCUCUGUCUGCUUUGCUUUAAUCUGAAGAUGACAUUUAAAAUGAAAGUGAAGACCUUGUGUUGCGGCUAGAUUUUAGCAGCCCUCCUCUAUUGAUUCUGACCUGUAUAGCACCAAGAAAAAAAAAAUGCUAAGCUGAUCUUGGGUGUCUCCGUGUAAUAAAUAAUAAAAGAAACUCAAGAAAAGCAUGCUGCAUUUUAGAGUAGUUUUGGAGGACAUACAACAUUUUUCUUCACAAUUUUCAGAUCAAGCUUAUUAAAGAGACUAUUAAAGAUGAU